CUUGUCUCACAAGACUUGGAUAUGAUGCCUGCGCAUCCCAUGAUUGCAUGUGUUACCAUUUUGUCUACUCUCCUGUAAGCUAGGGGGACUUUAGAAUGGAAUUUCCCAGUGGGAGUCAAUAGAUGCCUCAUACACAAGAGCAUUCUCAUCUUACUACGACUCGUUGCACACAGCGAUGGCUUCCUCGCAAGACCCAACACGCCCGGUGAUUUUUACCUUCUGGCUACUGCUCCUCGCCACGAUCUUGUUGCUUUAUGCCUGUCUCGGGAAUCCUGCCCUUGUGCAUUUGAUACCAAACAACGCUCGAGCUGAACGAGGACAGUAUGUGCCUUCAGAGGGGGAAUAUCUAUUGGGCGUUGGGAAGGCGGAUAUCACGGGACCGGUCGUCGAGAUCAACAUGAUGGGCUAUGCGGAUACAGAUCAGUCGGGAACUGGUCUCCGACAGCGACUCUACUGCAGAGCUUUCAUUGUCGGGAGCUCGACGAACAACUCCUCUCGAAUUGCCUACCUCGUCCUUGAUACACAGUCCGGAGAUACAGCUGUUCGCCACGGCAUUCUGAACGAACUCAAAAAGUUGGGACCAGAGUAUGAAGUAUACAACAAGGACAGCCUGGCUGUCACAGGUACACACAGCCAUAGUGGACCCGGAGCCUGGUUGAACUACCUUUUGCCUCAAAUAACGAGCAAAGGAUUCGACAAGAGCAGCUACAACGCCAUCGUCACGGGUUCAGUAUUGGCCAUCGAGCGUGCUCACAGAAACCUCGUGCCAGGUCACUUGAGCUUAGGACAGAUCAGACUAGAGCAUGCCAACAUCAACCGGAGCCCUUAUGCCUACCUGCAAAACCCAAAGAACGAAAGGGCUGGGUAUACCGAUGACGUUGACAAGAACAUGACUCUGUUGAAAUUCGAGAGAGCAUCGGAUGGUCAAGCAAUGGGUGUCUUGUCUUGGUUUCCUGUGCAUGGCACGUCCCUCUAUCAGAAUAACACGCUCAUCACUGGCGAUAACAAGGGAGUAGCAGCAUACCUCUUUGAACAAUACAUGCAAGAAAUGAACCCAUCAUUCGUGGCAGGGUUCUCGCAAGCAAAUGUUGGCGAUACCUCCCCAAACACUCUUGGCGCAUUUUGCGAGGAUACCGGUCUAUCAUGUUCUUUUAAUGACAGCACAUGUGGUGGCCGAACCCAGCCCUGUCACGGACGUGGUCCAAUGUUUCGAAGCAUAGACCAGGGCACUAAAUCCUGCUUCGAAAUCGGAAGUCGACAAAUGUUGGCUGCGAAAGACAUUCUAGCUAGUGCCAAUCUAGAACGAAUUCCAGAAUCUACGGUCUCAUUCUUCCACACCUACGCCAAUUUUUCCUCCUUCGCCUUUACUUCUCCGUACAACCAGUCUCGUCGAUUGAAGACAUGCUCUGCUGCGCUAGGCUACGGCUUUGCUGGUGGUACGACGGACGGUCCUGGCGCCUUUGACUUCUCUCAAGGUACAAAUGAUAGCGAUGGCUCACCGUCACUCAAGAACCCUCUUUGGAAGCUGGCACGGGGCUUCAUCCACGAGCCGACAGAUGAGCAGAUCGCAUGCCAGAAGCCCAAGCCCAUUCUACUUGAUGUAGGUGCAGCCGAUGACCCGUACCCCUGGACACCCAACAUAGUCGACAUCCAAUUGCUUCGCGUAGGCCCACUCAUUGUCAUUGUGUCUCCUGGCGAGGCAACAACGAUGUCUGGACGACGCUGGCGGACUGCAUUAACAAAAGCCGCUCCAUCAGUCCUAGGCAUCGAUGAUCCUCAAGUUGUAAUUGGUGGUCCCGCCAAUACUUAUGCACAUUACAUCGCAACUGAAGAAGAGUACAGUGUUCAACGGUAUGAGGGUGCUAGCACGCUUUACGGCCCGCACACGCUUGAAGCCUACAUCAACCUAACUCUUACCUACCUCCCGUAUCUCGGUUCUCAGGACGAGACAUCACACCUUCGCCGCUUGCCAGCAGGUCCCAGCCCACCUAUUAAUGUCAAUGUCUCUCUGUCAUUCAUCACGCCGGUGAUUGUUGACAAUUCAGGCCUUCUCCGUCGGUUUGGAGCCACUCUUUCCUCCCCUGAUCCAGCAAAGCAACAUACACCUGGUUCGAUAGUCAGCGCAACCUUCGUGGGAGCCAAUCCGCGCAAUAAUUUCCGGCUAGAAGGCACAUUUGCUGCGGUGGAGAGAUUCGACUCGGACAACGGCAAAUGGGUUCAGGUGCGCUCCGAUCGAGACUGGUAUCUCGCGUACAAGUGGAAAAGACUCAGUACUGCCUUGGGGACCAGUGAAGUGACCCUGGAAUGGGAGAUCGAGCCAGGUACACGGUCUGGUAUGUAUCGCUUCAGGUAUUAUGGUGACGCCAAGGCUUUGGGCGGCCAAAUCUCUGCGAUCGAGGGUACAAGUGGUGUGUUCAAUGUCGCCGGCGACAACAACAAGAAUGACGCAGCAUUUUGGGGGGAACUGGUACGCACAUGAGGUUGGCGCAAGUGAACCAAGUGUUUUCAAAUCAGCGAGUGAUGCAUUAUGUGGGGUUAUGGGGGAGGGUUUUCCAAGGCGCAUAUGUAUUCUCCCAUGAUGAUACCCUAGCAAUGAGAAAGGUGGUGCUGGACAUCUCGGGCAACGAAGAAUGGUAACAACACGAGUAGAACCAAAUGCUUACAAAGUGUAUGAACAAAUGAUUCCUCGAAGGGUGUUGUUUAACAGUGGCCAUAGGUAGAUCUAUG
This is a messenger RNA of Exophiala oligosperma, 2727 nucleotides long. RefSeq lists its product as uncharacterized. The record is from RefSeq and is a predicted model, not a curated record. Gene Ontology annotation, biological process: sphingosine biosynthetic process; long-chain fatty acid biosynthetic process; ceramide catabolic process. The transcript is spliced from 2 exons. Gene Ontology annotation, cellular component: extracellular region. Lineage: Eukaryota; Fungi; Ascomycota; Eurotiomycetes; Chaetothyriales; Herpotrichiellaceae. The coding region runs from base 176 to 2479 and encodes 767 amino acids. Gene Ontology annotation, molecular function: N-acylsphingosine amidohydrolase activity.